AUGCCGGAUGAGCUUGUGUCUGUGGAGAGUCGGGCCAGGGCCAUUGCCGCCCUGAAGGACUUCUCACGCGCGGAUGUGGGACAGGUGAAGGCCGAAUCAAAGGCGGUGAAGGUGGCAGACAAAAGAAAAGACGGCAAGGACGACUGGUCCUACGAGGUCAGCGCACCUCCUGUGGCUACGGGCCAAAGUCGCCAUGAUCCGCCGGAUGACUCGAUCCUUCUCCCGUGCCAGGGAUCCCACGUGGAGGGAGCCUCCUGUUCGCACCUGGAGGAGGCAGACUGCAACAAGCGUUUCGUGACGGUGGGAGUGCGCACAAUGCAAUGUGCAUGGCUGGACGGAAGAUGCCUGACCAUGGGCUCCGACUGCAUGACU
Symbiodinium pilosum is the source of this 372-nucleotide messenger RNA. Lineage: Eukaryota; Dinophyceae; Suessiales; Symbiodiniaceae. The record is from the annotation of a GenBank genome assembly.